CGCGGUUGGGAACUGCAGCGGCUACGGUGGGCGGCCUGGCGGAGGCUGACCCUGAGAGUCAGACCCGGACCUGGGCGGGCCGGCGGGCUUCCUGGCUUGCGGGUGUGGGUCCAGCCUGGGCACGGCCUCGGUCCGCCGGCCUCUCUCCAGCAGAGGCGGCCUCGUCGCCGGGGGCUGCUGAGGCGGGACCCCGGCCCUUGGGCCCUCGGGGCGGCGGCUGCCAUGAACUUUUCCGAGGUCUUUAAGCUGUCCGGCCUGCUCAGCAAGUUCUCCCCGGACGGAAAGUACCUGGCUUCGUGUGUCCAGUACCGUCUAGUGGUCCGAGAUGUGAACACACUUCAGAUCCUUCAGCUGUACACAUGCCUGGACCAGAUCCAGCACAUAGAGUGGUCAGCCGACUCUCUCUUUAUCCUGUGCGCCAUGUACAAACGAGGGCUUGUGCAGGUCUGGUCCUUGGAACAGCCAGAUUGGCACUGCAAGAUAGACGAGGGCUCGGCAGGCCUGGUGGCUUCGUGCUGGAGCCCAGAUGGUCGCCACAUCCUCAAUACAACUGAGUUCCAUCUGCGGAUAACCGUCUGGUCCUUGUGUACAAAAUCUGUAUCUUAUAUCAAAUAUCCUAAAGCUUGUCAACAGGGAAUCACCUUCACCAGGGAUGGCCGCUACAUGGCGCUGGCAGAGAGGCGGGACUGCAGGGACUACAUCAGCAUUUUCGUUUGCAGUGACUGGCAGCUCCUGAGGCACUUUGAGACCGACACCCAGGACCUUGUCGGGAUCGAGUGGGCACCCAAUGGCUGUGUGCUGGCUGUGUGGGACACCUGCCUGGAGUAUAAGAUCCUGCUGUACUCCUUGGAUGGCCGGUUACUGUCGACCUACUCUGCGUAUGAGUGGUCCCUGGGAGUCAAGUCUGUGACCUGGAGUCCCAGCAGCCAGUUCCUGGCCAUCGGAAGCUAUGAUGGAAAGGUGCGCAUUCUAAAUCAUGUGACUUGGAAGAUGAUAACGGAGUUUGGGCAUCCUGCAACCGUUAGUAAUCCCAAGAUCGUUGUCUAUAAGGAGGCAGAGAAGAGUCCGAAGCUGGGGCUGGGGGCCCUUCCCUUCCCACCCCCAAGAGCAGCGGCCAGGCCUUUCUCCACCACGGAGACAAAAUACGAGAUCGCCUCCCUGCCAGUCUCUCUGCAGACCCUGAAACCUGUCACCGACAGGGCGAACCCCAGGAUUGGCAUUGGCAUGCUGGCCUUCAGCCCUGACAACUACUUCCUGGCAACAAGGAACGACAAUAUCCCAAAUGCCGUAUGGAUCUGGGACGUCCAGAAGCUCAGGCUGUUUGUGGUGCUGGAGCAGCUGGCCCCAGUGCGUACCUUCCAGUGGGACCCGCAGCAGGCCCGCCUGGCCAUCUGCACAGGAGGCAGCCGCGUCUACCUGUGGUCGCCGGUGGGCUGUGUGUCAGUGCAGGUGCCUGUGGAAGGUGAUUUCCACGUGCUCUCCCUGUGCUGGCAUCUGAGUGGGGACUCCCUGGCCCUCCUCAGCAAGGACCACUUUUGCCUGUGUUUCCUGGAAACUGAGGAAGGGGCUGGCACAGCCUGAGGGCCUGGGCAGCCGUGCUGGGCUGGCCCAGAGCAGCGCUCAGCACCACCCACCAGGGGAAGGAGCGGAGCAUCUCCGGGCUGCUCUAUGACAGUCCACGUUAAAUUAUUUGAUUUUAUUUUUCUCUAGUGAGGCAUUUUUGUAAAUAUGUAUGGUAUAAAACUAAUUUUUAUUACUUAAAAUAAAUAUUUCUAGCUGAUAAGAUCGUGGACGCUUGUUUUCUUGAAGUUUAGGUCUCAGGAAUGUUUUCUAGUUUUGUUUCUGGUUCAUGGUUUUAGGGAAAAUGACCCCCCUAGAGUAACUGAGCCCCAAGUAGCCAGUCUGCACCUCCCCUUUCCCCCAGACAGGCCCCCUGCGUUUGCUCCUUCUCCUCCUUUUGGUUUGCGACUCCUCACACGUGAGCCUGGGUUCCACAUGGGGCAUGUGUAGCCCCCUGUGGGGAGUUUGCUUUAGAGAAGUGGGAGGAAGAGAGCCUGAAGCACCUUGAGGGCUGUGCUCAGACUGGCUGGGAGGGUGAGCUGGACCUGAGCUGCUGGCCAGUCCCUACAAGCAUGGGGCCAAAGUGGGUCCCUAACCACUGAGUCAUUUCUGCAAGAUGUCUGUGUUCACCUAGACUCAAGGAUCAGUGCCACAAAUCCCUGCCUCAGCUGUCCUGCAAUCACAGGAGCUCAUCAGACUACCAACGCCCAGCCCCAUCCCAAAGUACCCCCCUCAAUUCAGGUGCUUCCGCCAGGAAGCCGAGGUGAAAGCCACCAGAGCACCGUUGGGAUUCCAAACUGGGAUCUGCUCAUUAUCCUUGUUUAAGGCUGGGCAUCACCUGUCCCUUUGCAAAGAGAACGGGUCAGUUAGUACCAUCCUACGAAUUUGGAAUGUCCACGGCUAUCAGUGCACAGCAAGCUGACAGGUUUACAAAGCUCCUCCAGAA
Loxodonta africana (African savanna elephant) is the source of this 2506-nucleotide messenger RNA. RefSeq names its product WD repeat containing, antisense to TP73 (gene WRAP73). Gene Ontology annotation, molecular function: protein binding. Gene Ontology annotation, biological process: microtubule anchoring at mitotic spindle pole body. The record is from RefSeq and is a predicted model, not a curated record. Bases 223 to 1581 code for a protein of 452 amino acids. Gene Ontology annotation, cellular component: MWP complex; mitotic spindle; microtubule organizing center. NCBI's taxonomy places the organism in Eukaryota, Metazoa, Chordata, Mammalia, Proboscidea, Elephantidae. The transcript has 12 exons.